UGUACAUACGACUUCAGCAGCGAACGAAGGUCAAGAGGUCAGUUCUUCAGCCCCAAGUAUCCCCAAAACUACCCACCGAACUCCAAUUGUAAAUAUUAUUUUCAUGCCAAACCAUACGAAAAGGUUGCCUUGAUUUUUGAAAACAUUCAACUUGAAUACAUCGAAGGGAGGUUGGUUUGCGAAAACAACCCCGACCGAAUAAUCAUAAAAGAUGGUUUUGAACCAGCAUCACCUGUGAUAACUCAAUUCUGCAACAGCAGCCACUUCCACGAAGUAACUUCUUCAGGGAGUAAGAUGGCCGUAGAGUUUAUAUCAGACUUCCGCAAACAAUUCCAAGGAUUUGCCGCUUCCUACCGCUUCAUAUCACCAACGUUCCCCAUCCACAACCUGCAGCAGUCGACUUGCGACCAGCACAUCACUAGCUCGCAUCCAGAGCCUCAUGAAAUCACAUCGCCCGGCUACCCGAACAGCUAUCCCUCCACUCCAACCAUGUGUCACUACGUCAUCGAAGGUGAAAGUCGCCAGCGAAUUCAACUGACAUUCACUGAAAUUGACCUCCAUCCUAGCGAUGACAAAAUGCCAGCGGAAAACGAGUUAUGCGAGGAGACAGACAUCGUAACUAUCCAUUCUUUCAUCGACCACAGCAGUGAAGUUAUGAAGACUUACUGCGGUAGGAAAAACUCGACGAAGGCCUUCAUGAGCAGCAACAACAGGCUGGAGGUCGUAUUCACAACGAGGCCUAGAGAAUCGAACGAACUUAUCAACUCCAGAGGGUUCAAAGCUACCUACGCUUUUGUUACAAAUUACGGUAUUCACUACGGAAUACAAGAGAGAGACCUAAGUUGCUCCUUUUCCUACCACAGCGACAUCAGCGCCACGGGCAACUUCACCUCUCCGAACUACCCAGGCCUCUAUCCGCACAUAACCGAAUGCCACUUCCUUUUCUAUGGCAGACAGCACGAAGUCAUCCAGAUCACCUUCGAAACUUUUGACGUAGAAGGCGUCCAAAAUGAGUAA
Molecule: messenger RNA, 1017 nt
Organism: Helobdella robusta
Lineage: Eukaryota; Metazoa; Annelida; Clitellata; Rhynchobdellida; Glossiphoniidae
Exons: 7
Cellular component (GO): plasma membrane
Source: RefSeq, a predicted model, not a curated record